This is a messenger RNA of Tripterygium wilfordii, 444 nucleotides long. RefSeq lists its product as uncharacterized. The transcript is spliced from 2 exons. Bases 1 to 444 code for a protein of 147 amino acids. Lineage: Eukaryota; Viridiplantae; Streptophyta; Magnoliopsida; Celastrales; Celastraceae. The record is from RefSeq and is a predicted model, not a curated record.
AUGGAGAGAUUAUUGCUUGUUUUCUGCCUCAUAAUUUUUCCUCAGAUUCACUCAACAUCGGGAGAUGGAGGAGGACCACAAGAUGACCCUAAAACACUAGGGAACCCACCUCUAUCCAAGCUUGUGGCAGACACAAUUUCUAUAUUGAAGAGAUCCCAUGAAAGUUACUGGGAAAAAAUUAAGACAAUUGUCCAUGAAAUGCAAUCACAGUUUUCUCCUCCAAAUUUAGAUUUCAGGGGUUCAGAGGAAGCCAAAGCAGAGAUUGAAAAUGGCGCCGGAGGCAAAAUGAAGGAGGCAGCCGGGAAGAGCUUCGAAUCAUGCAAAGAAACUGUGGAGGAAUCAGCAAAAUCAGCGGCGGAAGUUGUAGGGCAUGCGGUGCAUGAGACAGCACAAGUUGUGAAGGAGGGCAUGAUUGAUGCAGAACACCAUCAUGAUGAGCUCUAA